This is a messenger RNA of Aegilops tauschii subsp. strangulata, 1730 nucleotides long. RefSeq names its product arginine-specific demethylase JMJ22. Lineage: Eukaryota; Viridiplantae; Streptophyta; Magnoliopsida; Poales; Poaceae. The record is from RefSeq and is a predicted model, not a curated record. Gene Ontology annotation, molecular function: cis-regulatory region sequence-specific DNA binding; protein binding. Gene Ontology annotation, cellular component: nucleus.
AGGGCGUUUCUCCAAAACCUUAACCCCCGACCACUCUUCUACCUUCCCUCCCCUCCCGCCGCCGCCGCCGGCGCCGCCCGUACGAGCGAGCAUGCCCAGCGCGUUCCACUCCCUCCGCCCCUCGCUGAUCAAGCGGAAGCACAGGCACAAAUCCACGCGCCGCGGCGGGAAGCGCCCCAAGAAGACCAGCGAAUCGACGAACCUCGCCGCCGGAGGCGAAGACGCCUCCUUUGACCUGAAGAGCUCCGCCUCCGCGUCCACCGCGUCUGGGCGCGGCGGAGGAGGCAGCCUCGUCCAGCCGCUCGGGAACCUCCUCCUCGCCGCCGCCGGGCGCGCCAACCUCCGGGACGCGGGCCUCGGCGGGCUUCGCCAGCUCCCCGACGACCUCCUCGUCGACGUCCUCGGCCUCCUCCCCGCCCGUGACCUCGCCGCGCUCUCCGCGGCCUCCAAGGCGCUCUACGUCAUCUCCUCCCACGACCCGCUCUGGCGGGCCAUCGUCCUCGACGAGCUCGGCGGCGACUUCGCGUUCGCCGGCUCGUGGCGCGCCACCUACAUCGCCGCCGUGUCUGGCCGCCCCCAUCGCCCUCCGCGCGCCCUUGAGAUCAGUGGCUUCUACUCGGACUACCUCUUCCAGAGCUGGCUGUGCGCCAACAUGGAGAUGCGGGCCGAGUGGCUGGAGCGGGACACCAUUGACCGCCGCCGCGGCUUAUCCGUGGAGAAAUUCAUCGCAGAACACGAGGAGCCGAAUUGGCCGGUGCUGCUUGAGGGAUGCCUUGAGUCCUGGCCGGCGUUGCAGAAAUGGACGAGGGAAUAUCUGUUGGAAGUCUCAGCUGGCAAGGAGUUCGCCGUCGGUCCGGUGAGCAUGCCACUGGAUAGGUACUUCCUCUACUCCGACAAUGCGGAGGAGGAGAGGCCACUGUACCUCUUUGACGCGAAAUUCGCCGACAAGGUUCCGGAGAUGGGGAGCGACUAUGAGGUGCCGGUGUACUUCCAGGAGGACCUGUUCAAGGUGCUCGGGGAGGAGAGGCCGGAUUACAGGUGGGUCAUCAUCGGUCCGGCUGGAUCAGGGUCGUCGUUCCAUGUCGAUCCUAACUCAACGUCGGCGUGGAAUGCUGUGAUCAAGGGGGCCAAGAAGUGGGUGAUGUUCCCGCCGGAGGUGCCACCGCCAGGGGUGCACCCAAGUUCAGAUGGGGCAGAGGUCACUAGCCCCGUGUCUAUCAUGGAGUGGUUCAUGAACUUCUACGGAGCCUGUAGGACCUGGGAGAAGAGGCCAAUUGAGUGUGUGUGCCGGGCUGGGGAGAUUGUGUUUGUGCCUAAUGGAUGGUGGCACCUGGUUAUCAAUCUUGAGGAGUCCAUUGCCAUCACUCAGAACUAUGUGAGCAGGAGGAACCUGUUGAAUGUUCUUGACUUCCUCAAGAGGCCCAAUGCAAGUGAACUUGUGUCAGGGACCAAGGACAGGGUGAACCUGCACGACAAGUUCCGGAACGCCAUUGACACAGCUUACCCUGGGACGAUUAGUCAGCUUGAAGUUGAAGCUCAGCAGAAGGCUGCUGCUCGAAAGAAGAAAGUCGCAUUCUGGGAUUCUGCUGUCGACGCUAACACUGGAGGAUUCAAGUUCUCUUUCUGAUUUUCUUACAGCAGCUAGGUCUGUGGACUUAACAUUUGAUCUUAUCCUGUUUACAUGAGCAAUCACAUUUAAUUUGAUUUGAGAACUUGGGUUCAUGGGAGUA